GGCGAGGAAGAGCCCAGCCAACCAACCUAUCCAGUUUUACAGUGGAGAAGAGACGUGCAUGAAUUUGAUUGUAUUUGUUAUUAAAUUAUUGAACUAAAUUUAUGAAGAGAGAGAGGUAGGUCGGAGAUUGCGAAUUGCGAUUUGCGAUGCGAAAAGGAAAGGAAAAAAAGGGUUUCCUUUCUUGAAUUGCUGCUUGCUUCUUCUUCUUCUUGUUCACGACUGACAGAUAAGAACAGGUGAGUUGAAUUACUGUGAAGGAGUGAUUGAGUGAGUGGUCAAUGAACAACAGCAGCAGCAGCAGCAGCAGCAGCAUUCUCAUCCAAUUGUUGUUUUCCUCGCCUCCUGCAUGGGCAACUCUAAUCGCAGCUGCAUUUCUCCUCCUAACUCUAACCCUCUCCAUGUAUCUUCUCUUCGAGCAUCUUUCCGCUUACAAGAACCCCGAGGAGCAAAAGUUCCUCAUUGGGGUUAUCCUAAUGGUUCCCUGCUAUUCUUUUGAAUCUUUUGUAUCAUUGGUCAAUCCAUCAAUCAGUGUUGAUUGCGAGAUUCUAAGGGACUGCUACGAAUCCUUUGCCAUGUAUUGCUUUGGAAGAUACCUUGUUGCCUGCCUCGGUGGUGACGAAAGGACUGUUCAAUUUAUGGAAAGACAGGCUCGUCUCUCUGUUAAAGCUCCUCUUCUACAACUUUCUUCUUCUGACAAGGCCAUUGUCAACCAUCCAUUUCCUCUCAACUACUUCCUUAAACCCUGGAAACUUGGUCGCGCCUUCUACCAAAUUGUAAAAUUUGGCAUUGUUCAAUAUAUGCUAACCAAGGCUUUCACUGCUAUUCUCGCUGUAAUCCUUGAAGCUUUUGGAGUCUACUGUGAAGGAGAAUUUAAAGCAGGAUGUGGGUAUCCUUAUAUGGCAGUGGUUCUGAAUUUCAGUCAGUCAUGGGCUUUGUACUGCCUAGUUCAAUUUUAUACAGUUACAAAGGAAGAACUGGCUCAUAUAAAGCCAUUGGCCAAAUUUUUGACAUUUAAAUCAAUUGUGUUCCUCACUUGGUGGCAAGGUGUGGCAAUUGCUCUCCUAUCCACCUUUGGUUUGUUCAAAAGUCCCAUUGCUCAAGGCUUGCAGUUUAAGUCAAGUGUCCAAGAUUUCAUCAUUUGCAUCGAGAUGGGCAUUGCUUCCAUAGUUCACCUGUAUGUGUUUCCAGCAAAGCCUUAUGAGCGAAUGGGAGACCGCUUUUCUGGAAGUGUUUCAGUUCUCGGAGAUUACUCAGCUGACUGUCCUCUGGACCCUGAUGAGAUUAGGGACAGUGAGAGACCCACAAAACUGCGUCUUCCUACGCCGGAUGUUGAUACCAAGAGUGGGAUGACAAUUAGAGAGAGUGUUCGUGAUGUUGUUAUUGGUGGUGGUGGAUAUAUUGUAAAAGAUGUGAAGUUCACUGUCCAUCAAGCAGUGGAGCCUGUGGAAAAGGGUAUCACUAGAUUCAACGAAAAACUACACAGAAUCUCCGAAAAUAUGAAGAAGCAUGACAAAAAUGGAAGAAGAACCAAGGAUGAUAGUUGCAUUGCCUCAUCAUCACCUGCAAGGAGAGUAAUUCGGGGAAUCGAUGACCCCCUCUUGAAUGGGAGUGUCAGCGAUAGUGGGAUGUUGAGGGUGAAGAAGCACCGCCGGAAAUCUGGAUAUACAAGUGCAGAGAGUGGAGGAGAGAGCAGUAGUGAUCAAGGUUUUGGUGGCUACCAGAUUAGAGGCCGUAGGUGGGUUACUAAAGAGUAACCAAUGAUUUAUGGAACAGCUUAUGAGUGGGAGGAACAUGUUUGGCGCAUGAGAGCUCUGGUUGAAAUUUUUUUAUGUAUACCAUUUCUCCCCGGACGAAGUCAUGAUAUUUUUGUGCCGUUGCUAUGAUGGGUCCUUCUGUAUUUAUAUAGAGGUUUCUUCUGGCAGCUUCUCUAAUGCUUUGUACCAAACAAGAAUUUCCAGCAGCUGCCAGAAUAAGCCAGUGUUUGUCGGGGGGGCUAUACAAUGUGAUACUUGGGCUUUUAGUAUUUCUGUUUGAAUGAUAAUGUUAGUUUUAUGCGGUUCAGAGUUUAGAGGAAUACGCAUGCGCAUAGUUUUACUAAUGUAAGUAGAGUUGAUGGAACAUGUUCGCAUUGUGUGGUUUAGGCAUAGGAGUGGAUGAGAGAAAAUGAGAAGAAAAAAAAAAUGGGUAGAUAUAUUUUCUUCUGUUUGAUGGUGGGUACUGGGUAGCGAAGAAAAUGUGUAAGGAAGAGGAAAGAAGUUGCUUAUCUCAAAAAUUAACCUCGUUUCUGCC
Glycine soja is the source of this 2289-nucleotide messenger RNA. RefSeq names its product protein LAZ1-like. The transcript has 7 exons. Gene Ontology annotation, biological process: transport. The record is from RefSeq and is a predicted model, not a curated record. Gene Ontology annotation, molecular function: transporter activity. Bases 279 to 1754 code for a protein of 491 amino acids. Lineage: Eukaryota; Viridiplantae; Streptophyta; Magnoliopsida; Fabales; Fabaceae.